This is a messenger RNA of Carassius carassius (crucian carp), 2295 nucleotides long. RefSeq names its product serine/arginine-rich splicing factor 2-like. Gene Ontology annotation, molecular function: RNA binding. The record is from RefSeq and is a predicted model, not a curated record. Lineage: Eukaryota; Metazoa; Chordata; Actinopteri; Cypriniformes; Cyprinidae. The transcript is spliced from 3 exons. Bases 153 to 809 code for a protein of 218 amino acids.
CGAACAUCCGGUUACCGCCAUUUUAGAGACUUAUCUGCUCUCGGCGUGUUUCUUUGGACGCUCCCGAUUGAUUCGGUAUUUUUCCUGAAAAUCUCGCAAGCAUCUUUUUUUAUUUUCCGCGUAACAUACAGCAGUAGGGUUAGUGAUUCAAGAUGAGUUACGGCAGACCUCCGCCCGACGUCGAGGGCAUGACAUCUUUAAAAGUCGACAAUCUGACGUACCGCACGUCCCCUGAAACGCUGCGGCGGGUUUUCGAGAAGUACGGCCGAGUCGGGGACGUCUAUAUCCCGAGAGACCGGUACACAAAAGAGAGCCGCGGGUUCGCCUUUGUCCGUUUUCAUGAUAAGCGGGACGCAGAGGAUGCGAUGGACGCCAUGGACGGCGCGCUGCUGGACGGCCGCGAGCUGCGCGUGCAGAUGGCGCGAUACGGGCGCCCGCCAGAUUCACAUUACAGCCGCCGUGGAGGCCCGCCAAGGAGGUACGGGGGACAUGGACGGAGAAGCCGAAGCCGUAGUCCUCGGCGAAGGAGACACAGCAGGUCUAGAUCCAGAAGCCGUUCCCGUAGCAGAUCCCGCUACAGCAGAUCCAGGUCCUACUCCCGUUCCCGAUCUAAGUCCCGUUCCCGCUCCAAAACCCGCACACCACGCAGAAGCAAGUCCAAAUCUGCUUCCAGGUCCCGUUCAAGGUCUAAGUCCAAGUCUCACUCCAGGAGCCAUACUCCCAGAUCAAACAAAGGAUCCAAAUCACGAUCCAGAUCGAGAAGCAGACCCAAAUCUCCAGAGGACGCUGGAGCCACUGCUGAAUCCUGAGCUGAAACAUAGCUGCUGAUUCCUGUUUGCAAAAGGAGUUUGGGGCAGUUUGAGAGCAGUUAGUGUGUGAUCCGACCAUUGGCUGCCUGCUGCUGAUUGGCGGUUGCUAUGGAGCAGGUCGGUCUCAUUGAGUGUUGAGGUGGUGUUGAGGUACGUCUUCAGGACAAUGGACUGAGACCUUUUCAUCAUCCUUGUCACAAACUCAUGUCUAUCGUGGCAUAGGCAAAAGCAGGAUGGAUAUGGGGUGUGUUCUCAGAGCUAGUUUAAGCUGUCAGGCUGCUGGGUAUCUGAUUUUCAACCGGUCUAUAAUUUAGUACUUUUGAGUAAUUGUUCUAACUGCCAAUAAAUUAUCCCUCAGCUUGCUGACACUUAAAAUAGCUAUGAGACAUUAAUUCCACCCUCAGGUUUGUUGGCUCUCUACCCAUGAGGUUUCUCUCAGAACAAACAUCAGGUACAUGAGGUUCCUUGCAGAACAAAAAUGAGGUCUAUAGAUUAAUUUUAAAUAUGGCAAGAUACUCGAUGUGUGGAAAAGAGUGCCUGUUUGUUCUGUAUAACUGAGGACCAGUUAUCGAGCGUUGCGUAAUAUGCAAUGCCUCGUUUUAUGACGAUUACUGUAGAACACCCUCUGCUUUGCUGUUUGAAAUUAACUAACUUCUUCCUUUUUUCUAGAUGAUGUCAACUGGUUGAAUCUUCGAGGAUCGCACCGAACCGAUGUCCAUCUGAGGAUACUCAAAUUAUCCAUAUAUCUGACCGAAAGGUUAUUGUAAUUUGGUCUAAAUCUUUUAAAUGACUUUUUCUUUGUUGCCCACAUUUGUUUUUGUCAUACAUUUGAAUUUCUUGUGAUUAUUAAAUGAUCUUUAUGCCUAAAUUGGGCUAAUAGGUGAAAUCACUUCUCUUUAUUUUUGGUAGUUUGUUUUUUGUUUUUGAAACUCCCAGACUAAAGUAAGUUCACUUUUAAUCAGAUUUUUGUUCUUAAUAAAUGCUUAUUAUUGGACAAUUUUGGAUGUGAAUAUUUCUUUGACCUUAAGGGACUGGGUAGAGACAGAAAUUUGGCCGCUAAAAAAAAACCUUUAUGUAAAACCGUGACAUCAUAAAGCUUGCUAACCGAGCAGGUGUUAUGGUUUAAAUGGAAAAUUUAACAAUAACGUGAUUUCUAAUAUUCUCUCUUGUGUAUUUUCUAUGCACUAGGCGCAGUUGCGUAGCAGUUGAGUUUUGCUGGUUAGCUGUUAAGGUGGCGUGUUGCGGUGCAGAGUGCUUGGCUGUUUCCAGUAUUCUCCUGAUUGCUCCUGUGUAACACCUUGACUUGAUUUUCUUUCAAUUUUGGCUGCAGCAUUUAUUCUUAUUGCAGAAAGAUCCUGUCCAAGUCCUUUUGUGAAAACAUAAGGCAGAUAUCUGCGCUUAUUUCACAUGUCCGGGAGAGUUCUAUCAUUUGUGACAUGCUCACUUGACCAUAAUUUCCAUGUGAAUAAAGGUUUUCUUUCUCUGA